Messenger RNA from Epinephelus lanceolatus (giant grouper), 971 nucleotides. The record is from RefSeq and is a predicted model, not a curated record. Lineage: Eukaryota; Metazoa; Chordata; Actinopteri; Perciformes; Serranidae.
UGAUUUACCGGACAUUGGAAAUCUAAUGAGAGCGGAAGAGAGGGCUGGAAGUAAUAUCAAUGAGUUUACUGAUGAAUAAUAACUCAUUAUCAUGCCCUUUGUCUCUUCAUCCUCAUUAUCUCGCCCCCUCACAUUCCCCUGACAUUACUCUCUCCUCUCUUUUAUCCACCAAUUCCUCCUCUCUGUCUUUCAUGGCUUUGCUUCCCUCUUCCUCCCUCCUUCCUCCAGGUCUGAUCGUGUACCUGGGGAUGAUGGUCGGGGCCUUCGUGUGGGGCGGCCUGGCAGAUCGGAUCGGCCGGCGGCAGACCCUCCUCAUCUCCCUCUCCAUCAACAGCGUGUUUGCCUUCUUCUCGUCCUUCGUCCAGGGCUACGUCUCCUUCCUCUUCUGCCGCCUGGCCUCAGGUGUCGGCAUUGGCGGCUCCAUCCCCAUUGUGUUUUCCUAUUACUCUGAGUUCCUGGCCCAGGAGAAGCGAGGAGAGCAUCUGAGCUGGCUCUGCAUGUUCUGGAUGAUCGGCGGUAUCUACGCCUCCGCCAUGGCCUGGGCCAUCAUCCCACAUUAUGGCUGGAGUUUCCAGAUGGGCUCGGCCUACCAGUUCCACAGCUGGCGUGUCUUUGUGCUGGUGUGUGCCUUCCCAUCCGUGGCGGCCAUCUCCGCCCUCACCACAAUGCCCGAGAGCCCCCGCUUCUACCUGGAGAAUGGGAAACACGACGAGGCGUGGAUGAUUCUGAAGCAGGUCCAUGACACCAACAUGAGGGCCAAGGGUUACCCAGAGAGGGUCUUCUCUGUGACCACCAUUAAAACAGUGAAGCAGAUGGAUGAGCUGGUGGACCUGGGCGAUGGAGCCGCCUGGCAUCAGAAAUGGAGGAUAAAGCUCACGACACUUUUCCAUCAGGUAGACGAGGCGGCAGCAGGUUUCCUGACAGAGGCUGUAGAUGGAGGUAUGGAAAUACCUGUUAGAGGAAGAAGAUGA